CUGCCCUCAAAUCAUAUUCAAUACAGAACCGCAAACGAACAGACAAGCACACAAUUACCUCACCAUGAUAUAAUUUCCAUAGCUGAGCAGGUGCAGUGUCCCGCAGAGGCUCAGCACUACAGGCCGGCCAUGAGCCAUUGGUUGGUAAUCCUGAAGACAAAACCAAACAACAACUUUUCAAAAAUUUCAUCCUCAAAAAUUUUGGAAUACUUUUGGAAACGACACGAACAUAAAGAAUAUGAAAGUGAGAGAGAAUCCUGCCUGAUAUAUUACCAAAUUGACGAUCCUUCUUUGGAGCUCUUGAACAGUCCAUUUUCAACACCAUUACAUGAAGUUCUCUCUCUUUUCCUGGUGUCUCUUCCCUCUUCCACCUCAUCAUCUUCUUUGGACUUUUACAUCUCAGUUCCUACAUCUACUUCAGUGAGAAAUACCAACACUAAUCCAAUGUGCCCAAGUCAGCCAUCCACACCUAUCUCAUCAGCUUCUAUCACUAUAAUUUCAAGGGAGACACUAAUGAUGAGUUGGAAUGAAAGUGCUCAGUCAAAUGACAAGCACAAAAUUUAUAAGAGGAUGAAAGAAAAGCAAGAUUAACUCCAUCACAGGAAAAUGAAAUUCAUAACUGAUACUUACAUCCACUUACCUGUCAAGAACUACAGCUGCAGUCUCAGAUGCUCUCAAGACUCAGGCAACCCAGAGAGGUUCAUAGAAGGAGACAUUGCUGGUUCAGGAUGCAGGAGUGGCAGGAAAGUUGUAAUGAGCCCAAGAGAUAUGAAGUUAGAAUGACCCAAAAGUUUGUCUAUAACCCACCCUUUAUCUACAUAUUUAUCACUUCAUUAAAAUAUUAAUUAUACAUAUAUAUCAAGAAGCAGCAUGGCUGAAAAAGCUAUAAAUCAAGUGGUAUGAAGUAUAAGCCUCAGGAACCUCAUGCAGAAAAGCAGCAUGUUUCAUGGAAAGCACAAAAGCUAAAAAUGCAGAGAAGCUUUAGUUCUAAACAAAACCUUGUGGGUCUUUCUAUAAAUACAACAUCAACCACCAAAGAUUCAGAUUGGUAACACAGACAAGAGAAAGGUCAUUCAUUGUGCUUCGAGCAACAACUUCACUUGAUGUCUCAUACUACAGUCUAUCAGUUG
Molecule: messenger RNA, 1130 nt
Organism: Penaeus indicus
Lineage: Eukaryota; Metazoa; Arthropoda; Malacostraca; Decapoda; Penaeidae
Exons: 3
Coding region: 130-591 (153 amino acids)
Source: RefSeq, a predicted model, not a curated record